UCAGCUCACAAACACGCCACAAAGCUCCAGGCCCCCGUAAAACCUUGAGCAUCGCCCUCUUGCACCACACACAAGUUUCACUCAGAGAAUCUGGAGCAGGGGACAGAUUUACACACACUCACAUAGCACUCAACCGUCAGGACUGGAUAAAGCUAGAUUUUGUGCUGGACUGGAUUGCUCUAACACUGUGGAAAUGGGAGGCAGAGAGGAGUUGAUGGUGACUAGGCACGACCCCACCAUGCAGUUUUCACGCACCAGGUUGAACCGAUUCAGGCUCCGGCCAAAGCAGACAGGCAGGCGUUUGAAGCCAGCCACUCACAUCAAAAAACCCAGAGAUCCCAGCCCCACCGAGAUGAACGUGGAGCCCUGGGCCAGCCCGCAGGACCAGGCAGCCGCUGAACACACACACGCCGCGCACACACCGUCGUCCCAGGACCAGGAGCAGCACCCUGACAAACUGUGCCUGGACUCCUUCUGGAGUGAGGUGGAGACCAUUCGACAGGGGAGUGGCUACACAGACGUUGACGGCACCAGGAGAGAUUCCAGACAGUCAGAGGAGGGUGAGCAGGAGGAGCAGUGGCUGGCCGAUGCCGGUUUGUCAACGCUCAUCAGUGAGGACAGCGAGGAUGUAGACAAAGCUGUUCUGCUGUCCACUCUGACCCGGACCCAAGCUGAGGCUGUCCAGCGUCGGCUGGACUCCUACACACUGUCGCUCCGCAAGAGGAACAAGCCCCCGCCCCGUGACGUGCGCGACAUCUUCCACUCCCCCAUCGCUCAGACGCUUCUCCCUGAGUCUCAGGAUAGCGAGGACCUUGCCCAAAACAGUAUGGCGUCGGUUGCCAAAACACCACUCUCAGUAGUAACCCCAGAACAGCAGCAGCGGGGUGCACCGAAAGAGGAGAUCUUCAUCACAGAUGUGGCUUACUGCGAACAGGCCGUCAUCUUCCUCAAACAGGCCAAACUGCCCCAGAAUAACAGCCACCGCAGGAAAGAGGACGGCACCCUGCCUAGGGUGAUCUGCCCUCAGUGCCGCCUAGGGGUGACCCGUAUCCAGGAUCUGUCCCACACCGACAUGAAAAAGGUGCGUCAGUUGGCUCUCAUCGACAUGACAGCGCUGUGCGACCUGCUGGAGCUCGAGGUCAAGAGGCACAAAACCUGCAAGAGGAAAAUACCAGAGAGUGUGCUCUUCGGGGUGCCGCUGGCCGCACUGCUGGAGAACGAUCAGAAACUGAAGCCCAGUACCAUGACCCCUCUCUUCCUGCAGGCGCUGUUGUCUUUUUUGGAGAAGAAAGGAGUUGAUUCUGAGGGGAUCCUGCGGGUUCCAGGGUCUCAGUCCAGAAUCAAGCUGCUGCAGCAGAACCUGGAGAGCAACUUCUACUCCGGGGCGGUGAGCUGGGACGAGAUCAGUCCCAACGACGCGGCUGCGCUGCUCAAGAAGUUCAUCAGGGAGCUGCCAUCCCCUCUGCUCACCGCCGAGCACCUCAACACCUUCAGCGCCGUCAGAGACAUCUCAGAGCUGAAGCAGAAACUCCACAUGCUGAACCUGCUCAUCCUGCUGCUACCUGAGCCCAACAGGAACACACUCAAGGUGCUCCUCGAGUUCCUCAGUAAGGUUGUGUCCCGGGAGAAGAAGAACAGGAUGAAUCUGUGGGCUGUAGCGACCAUCAUGGCUCCCAACCUCUUCCUCCACAAGGCCGUGCCCAGCAGACUGACUGAGGGUGCAGAGAAAGGACAGGCGGAAAAGGCAGCGGACAUUAUGAGGCUCCUCAUCCGCUACCAGGACCUCCUCUGGACGGUUCCUAAUUUCCUUAUGAGCCAGGUGCGUAAGCUGAAUGAGAACAGUAACCGGCGAUACCAGUUCUACGAUCGUCGCAUCAAGAACCUGUUGAGGAAGAUCCACACAGACAGCCGCGACAAACCCGAUAAAAAUACCUCCGAGCCGUGCCGUACAGUAAAGAUCCAGGUUGGGGAUCUUGUGAGCAGCACCAUGGAGGUCCAGGUCAACGUCAGCUCCCGGGCCUCAGACCUGCUGGCCCAGUUUCAGCGCCAGUUCAUGUCCACCCCUGAAAAUGGCAAGGGCAAACUGCGGAGAAACGGUUCCAUCACCUAUCCAGAGUGCGCCAUCUACGAAGUGGGAGGGAACAUCGGCGAGCACUGUCUGGAUCCUGACACACACCUUCUGGAUCUGUACAACAGCAACCCUGGAGGAGAGUGGGUCAUCAAGCUGAAACCCAACGGCAGCCGAGGCCUGUGAGAGUUAGGAGUGCAUGAAAGGGCAGAGGGAAGGAUGGAUAGCGGAUAGACCUGGAAAUGGAGAGAUGGAUGGAUGGAUGACCGAGGCAGACAAGGACAGAGCUUAAGAAGGACCGCUUGCUUCCUUUAAGCAACCAGGGAGAAGGAGAGAGAUGGACAGACGGAGAAUCUGCCAGUAGCAGAGCCCGUAAGACAUUUUGUUUCCAGAUGAAGCCCACAUACCCCCAUUGUUGCUUUUUCCUCUCUCUCUUUCUCUGUGUCUCUCUCCCUCCUGCAUUACUGCAGGGCUGUGAUGCUGCAGCCAGGCACAGUGACGUGACUUAUUACUUCCAAUAGAGAGCCAGAGGAGAGGAGAGAGCGGCUGGGGCCAUUUGGUUUGCCAUCCACACUCUCAAGCAGUGAACAGAUGGGGAUGCAGAGCACCUAUGGCUAUAAGCGUGCAGUUACCGGCUGACUGGCUUGAAUGACUGACUCUCCCUCUCUCUCCCUCGUUCCCUCUCCACUGCCCAUUUUGCAGCUCAGACAUUUUGAUCACAGUGGAAUCAGCGACACUGGCUUCUUUCUGUUCUUCUCAAUGCCAUUGAAAAGGGGGAAGAGAUCCCUUAUGAACUGAUAUCUCCCUAUCUGUGACACUCUGCUCUCUCCUGGGCCUUAUAAAAAAAAAAAAAAAAAAAAAAAAUUAUGGACUUCCAAGGACCCCCCCGAACCCAUGAAGAGCAGCGUACAAAGCGAAUCGUUUUCUUUUCUUUUCAUACCAAGGGAUUUGGUGUCUCGACCUCAAGGUACAUCCUCUGUACCUCUAAAGGGAGUUGUUAAGGACUGAUUGUGAAGCUGGUCUUCAGCGGUCUGUUUUUGUUAUUCAACACAUGAACGGAUGCGAAAGUACCGAAGUGACUCUUGCUUAUAACUGACUAUUUAUAUGAAUGUGAUAAUGGUGUUGCUUCUGUAUUUGAUGAAUAUUCUGUAGAGUACCUUUAGUUGCUAGGCCCAGUGUAGGAGCAUCUCAACACUCAUGUAAACUCACCCACUCUCCUGUGGGGGGGGGGCGUAACGGUAUUCCUGUACAUAUUUCUUCACGCUCGGUCGUAUUUUGAUGCAUCUCUCUACAUCUCUCCUUUGUGUUUCUUCUUAAGUACUUCUUGAAAGAUACAUUUCAUGUGUAAAUAUUGCUCAUUCUUACAGUAUAGGCACUGAAGUCGUUGCAGCAGUAUUGUAUGCUUGUUGUGAUUGUAUUGCUUACAAUGCUCAUAAUACACAGGACCGGUGAGCAAUUCCGGCAAGCGAAUGUGGAAACGUUUUUCUGCCGAUCAUCAGAUUCAUUUACUCCUCAGACGGGAGCCAUGUUGGUGUUUCACGGCCAUUUUGUGCAAAGCGUCUCACAGACUCAAUAGGCAGUGUAAUGACGGCCGCACCGCGCCAACAUCCAUCAACACCCUCUGCUCCAUCUCUGUCACCUCCCCAUAAUGGACCAUAAUGGCACGGUGGUACAUGCAUCAGAAUAGCGCUGAAGAAUCACAUUUCCUUGAUAAAGGAGACAGUAAUAAAUGGCUGUUAUAAAUUCUGCUGCCCCAUACCGGACAACGUCAGCGGGACUGUGUGUGUGUGUGUGUGUGUGUGUGUGUGUGUGUCGAGCUUCAUUACACAAGUCCAAUUGGCCUGUCCCAGGGUCCAAGGCACAGUUGAGUGCUUCGGCACAAAGCAUGCUGAUGAAACUGCCUUCUGCUGACAAUAAUCAGGAGAACUAGGUCACCUCUAAAGCAGCAUCCCAGAGGGCAAGCAGUGUGACACUAUACAGCCCGGCCCAGGAGCGUGCCACAUGGACACACACGGUGUAAACACACACAUGGCACACACAGCGCACAUGCCGAACAAUGUGAUAUGGGGUCAUCAAAGUUGAAGUCAAGCACUACAUGAUGUUUCUGUUGACUCUAUGUCUGUAUUUAUGUUUGUAAGAGAGAAAGAGGAAUGUUCCUUUGAGGUAAAAAUAUAGUAGAUAAUCUCUGAACCAGUGUUAUCUAUAUAAUUACUUAUGGAGACAAUACAGAGUAAAUAAUAACCAGAUUAUAGGAACAAUUGUUUCCUGCCUUGAUCAAACGAGGUGUGUCAUCUGUGUGGCUGUAGACGUGUGUAUUCUUGUCUUCAUCAGCAAUCUCCUCUUCCUUUUAGCGCUGGUUUAUUGUAGCUGUAUGUCAGCAGAUGUCUGUAGAAUGUCUAUUUAAGCUCUUUACACACGUCUUUUGUUUUUAAUACUCCUGUGAAAAUACUGAAGGCUUUACCGCAGCAACAGAAGCUUUUGUUUAAAAAACAAAAAAGAAAGAAAGAAA
Molecule: messenger RNA, 4577 nt
Organism: Myripristis murdjan (pinecone soldierfish)
Lineage: Eukaryota; Metazoa; Chordata; Actinopteri; Holocentriformes; Holocentridae
Gene: arhgap40
Product: Rho GTPase activating protein 40
Exons: 15
Coding region: 194-2254 (686 amino acids)
Biological process (GO): regulation of actin filament polymerization; signal transduction; regulation of small GTPase mediated signal transduction
Cellular component (GO): cytoplasm
Molecular function (GO): GTPase activator activity
Source: RefSeq, a predicted model, not a curated record